Messenger RNA from Epinephelus moara (kelp grouper), 576 nucleotides. It is a transcript of the gene syce3, whose product is annotated as synaptonemal complex central element protein 3. Bases 9 to 302 code for a protein of 97 amino acids. NCBI's taxonomy places the organism in Eukaryota, Metazoa, Chordata, Actinopteri, Perciformes, Serranidae. The record is from RefSeq and is a predicted model, not a curated record. Gene Ontology annotation, biological process: reciprocal meiotic recombination; spermatogenesis; synaptonemal complex assembly. The transcript is spliced from 3 exons.
CCUCUACCAUGGCCGAUGCAGAAUCACUUCCCGAGCCACCGCAGAGCAGCAGCGACGACGUGUUGGAGAUGAAAAGGGAUUUGGAGAGACUCAUAGAAGACACUGAAAAUUUAUCAGUGCAGCUCACCUGGAUGUGUUAUGACAUGGCGGCGCUGAAGACCAGUCCUGAGCUGUGGGACUCCAUGCAGAAAUUGGAAGAAGCCCAUCAUAAAUGCAGAGCAGUUGUGUGUGGAGACCAAGAGCAGGAGCCAGAGAUGGGCACAUGUCCUGAUCUUACUGUCAUAGCUACUACUCAGAUGUGAUGUCAAAGUUUACACAAGAAUACUGUACUAAACAGUAGGGACAAUGGCUGAUGGAGUAUUUAAAUCUUUUAAAGUAAAUGCUAAAGCUCUGUUUUCAUUUUUACUUGGAAGAAGCAGGUAUGUGGACUGAUUUUUCUGCUCUCUGGUGUAAAACAGUAUGUUUCAUUCAGUAAUGUGCAGACUGCAUCUCUUUGAUAGUUGUUACUUGAUGUUAGUAUGAUCUGCAAACUUUGUUUCGUAGGUACCAAAGUGUUUUGUUCUGCUCUGAUCUGUU